GGUUCAGCGCGCGGAUGCGUGGGUUCAGUACUGCUCAGCGUCCAUUUGUGUGAGAGGCGCACAUCUCUCCAGAGGCGCACGGAGGUUCCGCGCCGGAUCUCUUCUGCAUUGAUAUUCUGUAGCUGACAACUGAGAAUCAACAUACGGUAGAUUCACACCAGCCCUCUGGGAUGGAGGGCACAGGCAGUGGCUGGACAGCCGAGCCCACCCCCCCAUAUGUGAUGCAUGAUGUGAAUGGAAAUGACACUGGUCAGGUCUUUGAGGUGGCGCUGCAGAACAGUUCCUCCAAGCGCAGCCCUCAGUUUGUGGGUGUGGAGCUGCUGCAGUCCUUCAAGUUGCUCAUCAUUCCCUGCUACACUCUGGUGGCUCUGGUGGGCGUGUUUGGCAACUACCUGCUCCUCUAUGUCAUUUGCCGCACUCGCAAGAUGCACAACGUCACCAACUUUUUCAUCGGAAACCUGGCAUUCUCUGAUAUGCUGAUGUGUGCUACAUGUGUCCCCUUCACACUGGCCUACGCCUUCAACCCACACGGCUGGGUGUUUGGGCGUUUCAUGUGCUACCUGGUGUACCUCAUCCAGCCUGUGACGGUGUACGUGUCAGUCUUCACCCUCACUGCCAUCGGUGUGGACAGAUAUUAUGCCACAGUUCACCCUCUGAAAAAGCGCAUCUCAGUCUUGGCGUGCACCUACCUUCUGUCUGGGAUCUGGCUGCUGUCCUGUGGUCUGGUGGCUCCAGCUGUGGCUCACACCUACCAUGUGGAGUUUAAGAAUGAGGGCUUCACCAUCUGCGAGGAGUUCUGGAUGGGCCAGGAGAGGGAACGGCUGGCUUACGCGUACAGCACUCUCUUCAUCACCUACGUCCUGCCUCUCUCAGCGCUCUGCAUCUCUUACCUGUGCAUCUCUGUCAAACUACGGAACUGUGUCGUACCUGGCCACCACACCCAGAGCCAGGCAGAGGCCCAGCGCAUGCGCAAACGCAAGACCUUCCGCCUGGUGAGCCUGGUGGUGGCAGCAUUUGGCAUCUGCUGGAUGCCCAUCAGUGUCUUCAAUGUUCUGCGUGAUAUUGACAUUGACCUGAUUGAUAAGAGGUACUUUCUGCUCAUUCAGCUGCUCUGUCACCUGUGUGCAAUGAGCUCAUCCUGCUGCAACCCCUUCCUCUACGCCUGGCUGCACGACCGCUUCCGUGCUGAGCUCCGCAAAAUGUUCACAUGCCGCCGUCGCAUCGGCAUCUCAGCCAAUAACUGUGCUACAGCCAGUGUGGUUUUGUGAAGUUCCUGUGUUUUAGGCUACUGUUGGUUAGUCUUUGCUUCUUUGGACGGUAGAGUAAACUCAUCUCGCUCUGGUAACAUACAGCUAAACUAACAGAAUUAGACAGGUAGGAUUCUCUAGUCUGUAUAGUGCUCUAGCUGUAACUCGAGGCAGCCACAUUGUAGUUUGCUUUGUUGUUUACCAAAAUGCUAAUUAAAAAUAAAAGGCACUCCACUGAUUUCACAUUGUGGGUCUCACAAUGGACAGUUCAUCUUUUUUUGAUCCAUGGAUUCUCCUUCCUGGUCAAAACCUGGUGCCUACAUUACCCACAGUGCAGCUUGACUGCCGACAGUCCAGUCACAGUUUUGGGUUUGUUAGUGACAACAGCUAAUGCAGCCUUGAGCUGCAAGCUUAAAGCAGAGAUAGGGAGGAAACUGCAUAGGUCUGAUAAGCGCACUGCUUUCAAACUCCACACCCCCAGAUUUUUAUUACUUUUUCAAACUUGUAGUCCUCAAACACAACUAACACUGACAGACUUCAAUGGCAAGGCUGACAAAAUUCUGUAUUUUCAUUACUAUCAGCAUUUGAAGCAGCAGGCUUUUUAAAAAUCACAAAUAUAUACUUAAAUAAAAAAUAAAAAGACAGAUAAUUUUAGAUAAUUUCCUCAAACUGCUGGUCACUGUAGUUUCCUGCAGACAUCACACACACAGGAGUGAAUUGUUAAUUUGUUGGGGACUGGUGGCAGCAGGAUGCUGUAUGUAGGAUUAAUUGGGAACAAACUGCAGAGCCCAUGUUCAUCAUAAUGAGGCAUCAUGUCACUCUCACUGAUGUGUUUAGUCUUUGGACAAGAAUGGAAGUCUAUGGCACUGGGUAAUGAGCUACAGUAUGUCAGGCUUCAGAUACACUGUACUGUACCUGUAGGAUCAAUUCUUUGUUGGUGUUAGUCUGAUUGGGAUUUGUUGACCAUUAUAAAAGAAACUAUCACCAAACUUAUCCUAGCCACAAUUAUACAGUAUUGCAUUUAUGUUAAAAGUUUUGGAGAUCAGUCCUACCUAAUUUUUCUCUUUCUUGUAUAUUUGUAAAAUUCUUUUUUCCUUGAUAAAUUUUAUAAUACACAAAAUGAUUAAUAGACAUAACACAAACUUGCUGGAAAUGGAAGAAGACAGAAUGAAAAGAACAUAAAGCAACAACUGAAAUUGCUGAUGCAUUAUGGAGCUUGUUU
Seriola aureovittata is the source of this 2469-nucleotide messenger RNA. It is a transcript of the gene prlhr2a, whose product is annotated as prolactin releasing hormone receptor 2a. The record is from RefSeq and is a predicted model, not a curated record. Bases 171 to 1268 code for a protein of 365 amino acids. Gene Ontology annotation, biological process: G protein-coupled receptor signaling pathway. The transcript is spliced from 3 exons. Gene Ontology annotation, molecular function: neuropeptide Y receptor activity; neuropeptide binding. Gene Ontology annotation, cellular component: neuron projection; plasma membrane. NCBI's taxonomy places the organism in Eukaryota, Metazoa, Chordata, Actinopteri, Carangiformes, Carangidae.